This is a messenger RNA of Monomorium pharaonis (pharaoh ant), 2331 nucleotides long. Its product is annotated as cytochrome P450 9e2. The coding region runs from base 283 to 1830 and encodes 515 amino acids. The transcript has a single exon. The record is from RefSeq and is a predicted model, not a curated record. Lineage: Eukaryota; Metazoa; Arthropoda; Insecta; Hymenoptera; Formicidae. Gene Ontology annotation, molecular function: monooxygenase activity; oxidoreductase activity, acting on paired donors, with incorporation or reduction of molecular oxygen; heme binding.
UACAUCGUGGCGUAUGUGAAGCAGGCAGUCGUAGAAUUUCUCGCGCGGUGUGUGCAACUCCCUGCCAGAUAAUUUAUCAAGUUAACCGUUUCUAAUUAAAUAGAAACUUUAACAACGAUUAGCAUUAGUGCAAUAAUAUAAUUAGAAAUCGUGUGCUUCUCUCAUCACUAAAACUAAUCUAAGUCAAGUAUUAAAACUUUUUAUCAAUCCGUAGCAAAGAUUGCUAACGAUCAACAACUAUAAUCAAAAACAAUAUUCUUGUGAAUUUUGGAAAUUCCUGUAAUGAUGGAGCCGUCUACUUUACUUCUGACUAUUCUGACAGCGAGUAUUUGCUUAUACUAUUUUGUGUUAAGCAAGUUAACUUACUUCGAGCGACUAAAGGUCCCAUACGUGCAACCUGUGCCAUUGUUAGGCAACAUGGCACCUUUUGUUUUUGGACGUAUAGGCCAUGUCGAACUCAUACAAAAAUUAUACAAUCUCUUCCCAAACGCAAAGUACUUUGGCCUCUACGAUUUUUUAACGCCUAUCUUCGUUAUUCGUGAUCCGGAACUAAUUUCUGAGAUUGCUAUUAAACAAUUCGACAACUUCUGCGAUCACCGUGGCUUUGUGAAUAAAACUCUUGAUCCAAUAGCUGGCAAGAAUUUAUUUAACUUACAAGGAGAUCAUUGGCGCGAGAUGCGAAAGCUUCUUAGCCCUAGUUUUACAUCCAGCAAGAUGAAGAUGAUGUUUGAACUUAUGAGUCAGUGCGCCGAAAACUUUGCCAAUUUUGUGGCAACAGAAUCUGGAAUAACUGGUAAGACACACAAUAUGAAAGAUGUACUUUGCAGAUAUGCCAACGAUACAGUGGCCACGUGCGCAUUCGGUAUCAGCGUGGAUUCUUUCAAAAAUCCGAACAACGAAUUUUUCGUGCUUGGCAAAAAAGCAAUGGUUUUUAAUGCCUGGAUAUCUUUCAAGUUUUUCAUGCAUAGAAAUUUUCCGCUACUUUCAAAUCUCAUCAAACUGAGAAUGUUUGGCCCAAAAAUAGAAAAUUUUUUCAAAGAUAUCGUUGCCAGUACUGUGAAGGUCAGGGAUGAACAGAGAAUUGUUCGCCCGGACAUGAUUCAGUUGAUGAUGGAGACCAGAAACAAAAAUAGCGGACCUGAGUUCGACAUCGACGAAAUGACCGCCCAAGCUUUUGUUUUCUUUCUCGCCGGAUUCGAUUCUGUAUCAACAGCUAUGUGUUUUAUGACUCACGAAAUUGCUGUCAAUCCUGAUGUUCAGAGUAAAUUGAAAGAGGAAAUCAACAGUGUUCUUGUACAGACCAAUGGCAAACCUACCUACGAAACCAUUAAUCGCAUGAAAUAUUUGGAUGCCGUAGUAAACGAAACUCUUAGACUGUAUCCAAUAGCAUCUUUUCUUGAUAGAAUAUGCAUCAAGGAGACCGAAUUGCCACCAGCGACUCCGAAUAGUGAACCAAUCAGAAUAAAGCCUGGAGAUAGCAUAUGGUUCUCUAGUUUCUCUCUGCAUCAUGAUCCAAAAUAUUACCCGCAUCCAGAUAAAUUCAAUCCAGAAAGAUUCCUCGACGGCAGUGUGGACAAUUCAGUCUACAUACCAUUCGGCAUCGGUCCUAGAAUCUGCAUUGGCAAUAGGUUCGCCCUAAUGGAAGCAAAAGUGAUGUUGUUCUAUCUGCUUUGGCGUUGCGAUCUUGAACCCGACGUUAAAACCAAAGUGCCUCUUGCAUUGGACAAGAAAACAAUCACUAUGACGGCAGAGAAAGGCUUUUGGUUGAAGAUACGUGCGAAAAAUUUAAACACUCCUGUCAUGCAAUGUUUAUCACACGGACAAAGUUGAAGAAUAGUGAUUUAUUUGAACUAUGAAAUUAUACACUUAAAAUUAAGUAACUUAGAAUUUAGCUUUUUUCUCAAUUAAAUAAUAGAAAUUAAAAAAUUUUAUUUUAUAAUUACAAAUUUAUAUUAAAUAUUUUUAAGGUAAUACAUCUAGAAAAGAAUAAUUUUAAUUAGAAUGUGGUACAAAAUUGUGCAAUAUAAAAUUAAUUUGAUGUUAUAUUGUUUAAUCCGGUAAACUGAAUUAAAAAUGUAGUAUAAAAGCUUUAUUCAAUUAUUGAAUGUUUUUGAUGCAAUUGUAUGUAUUUUGGAAAUGAUCAUGUGUAAAGUACACUAGAAAAGAGUAAAUAUACCCAUGUUGAAAGAUAGCCCCGAAUACCUUGACGUAUAUUAUCAAGAUUAUCCUCCUGGGUAAGCUUCAAAAGGUUUUAACCAUCGCUUGUAAUUCAUCAAAAAGUUAUAAUCAAGAUUAAUUUCAUAAAUAAGAUGUAUAUUAAAAAAAAAAAAA